Colletotrichum truncatum is the source of this 513-nucleotide messenger RNA. RefSeq lists its product as uncharacterized. Lineage: Eukaryota; Fungi; Ascomycota; Sordariomycetes; Glomerellales; Glomerellaceae. The record is from RefSeq and is a predicted model, not a curated record.
AUGUCGGAACCACUCAAAAAGGUAGACUCAGCCGUCCAGGGCCUCUCUGCCUCCCCGCCCAAGGAAGCGAAGCGCAGGCAAAGCUCCGCCGCCGCCCCCGGUGUGAUGAACGUCAAUGACCUUGAGGAACAAGGCAUUGAGCUUCAAAUAGCUAUUGAGACACAAAAGACGGGAUGGAAGAUCAACACUUCCCCCUCAACAAUAGAGGAGAAGGAGAUCCUCAAGAAGCACCUGACAGAACCACCAGUCAAGAGAAUUGACCUGCACUUCCCUCUCGGCAUGGAAGUAACAGCACGCAACCUCAAGGGAGUAACAAUCAAGGAUGCCCUGGAUGCCAUCCACAAGGCAUACAAGAAGAGGUCCGAUGACGAGCUUGACAAGCCCUACCUGAUGGGCUUCGAGUGGGACAAGGAGGAGUCAUGGACCCGCCUUGUCGUCCACCUGUCACCCAACUCGACACAGGCAAUGUCUAGCGGCGGCAAGAAGAAGAAGAACAAGAAGGACGAGGAGUAA